This is a messenger RNA of Solea solea (common sole), 3401 nucleotides long. RefSeq names its product inactive phospholipase D5-like. Gene Ontology annotation, molecular function: catalytic activity. Lineage: Eukaryota; Metazoa; Chordata; Actinopteri; Pleuronectiformes; Soleidae. The coding region runs from base 21 to 1892 and encodes 623 amino acids. The transcript has 10 exons. The record is from RefSeq and is a predicted model, not a curated record.
CUCAAGCAUCAAGCCAUAUUAUGGAACUGCAGGGGAUCCGUGGGCCCAUGGGGGGCCAGGACUUGAGGGGUCAGGGGUUAGGUUUUGGGCUCUCUGCGACGGCAAUUCCGACCAAUUCGAUAAUAACAGCAGUGCAGCAGCAGGAUUACUCAGCCAGCGUGUGGCUUCGCAGGAGGGACAAACUGGAACACUCUCAGCAGAAGUGCAUCGUGAUCUUUGCCUUGGUGUGCUGCUUCGCCGUACUGGUGGCGUUGAUUUUCUCAGCGGUGGAUGUGUGGGGCGAAGACGAAGACGGGAUCACGGAGGACAACUGCAACAAGGAUUGCAGAGUGGUGCUUGUUGAAAACAUCCCAGAAGACAUCUCCUAUUUUGACAAUGGCACAGCCCACCUCCCUCUCUCAGUGGGGCUGUACAACUUACUGGACAAAGCUAUCAGGGUUGUAGAGAUAGUUUCCCCACUGUGGCUCCUGAACUCCUCUGAUUAUGAAUCCAGCUUCCACCCUGCUGCCAAACAGGGCAGAGCUCUGCUCGCCAGGCUGCAGGGGCUGAAAGCAAGAGGAGUCCAGCUGAAGAUCUCCAGCGGCAUGGUCGACUCCACUGAGCUCAGGAUGCUCGCCAGACACGACGCUGAGAUCCAUUAUGUGAACAUGACAGCGCUGACCAAAGGCCACCUCCUCUCCUCCUUCUGGGUGGUUGACAGGCGGCACAUUUACAUCGGGAGUGCAAGCAUGGACUGGAGAUCCCUGGCCACAAGGAAGGAGCUGGGUGUGAUGGUGUACAACUGCAGCUGUCUGGCUCUGGACCUCCACAGAGUGUUUAGUCUCUACUGGGGGCUUCAGUAUAGAGACUUCAUCCCCUCCUUCUGGUCCAAGCGCCUUUUUGCUCUCUUCAACAAGCACGAGCCUCUGGAGCUCACUCUCAACAGCACCAAGGCCCAGGCCUACAUCUCUAGCUCCCCCAAUGUUUUCAUCCCCAAAGAUCGCAGUAAUGACCUAGAAGCCAUUUCCUGGGUCAUCCAAGAAGCUCGCCAUUUCAUAUACAUCUCCAUCAUUGAUUACCUGCCUCUGCUCAGCAGCAGUGCCCUCAAGUACUGGUCUCGCAUCGAUGGCCUUAUCCGGGAGGCUCUGAUUCUGAGGAAAGUGCGGGUACGGCUGCUGAUAAGUUGCUCGGAAAAGACUCAACCACUUACUUUCAACUUCAUCUGGUCCCUGAGGAGUCUGUGCAUGGAACAGGCUAACUGUUCCAUGGAAGCCAAGUUCUUCAACCCCAGAGUGCAGAGGGAUGGCAGUCUCCAGGGAAUAAACCAUAACAGGUUCAUGGUGACAGACAGAGCCAUCUAUUUAGGUAACCUUGACUGGGUGGGGAAUGAGUUUGCCUUUAACGCAGGAGCAGGUCUGGUGAUCAGUCAGCCCGAGGGUGUUGAGGAGAGGAACUCCACCGUGGUGGAGCAGCUACGGGCCGCAUUCGACAGGGACUGGUUUUCACGUUACACGCGCUCCCUGCAAGCCAAUAAGGUCCCUGUCUGCAACAAGCACCAAAUCAACAGGCUGGUGCCAGUCAAAGUCAGCCACAUAGACAAUGGAGCAGUGCCUAUCAGAACAGGCCAACACAAUAUUGGACCCGCACCAAUGAGAAACAGCCACAAAGACGACGGGCAGGUCUCAGUCAAGUCAAGGAACCAUGACGACAGACUCGGCAAAAAUGGACACCAAGGCAAAAAUGGACUGUUGCCAAUUAUAGACAGUUACCAAGACCGGGGACAAGUGAAAAUAGGUCACCUUGAUGACAGACAGGUGCCAAACAGGGGUAAUAACCAUGACAAUCCAAUAGAGCUGCCCAGUCAGUCAGCUGAGAGCAGCGGCAGCAGAGAGAUCGCCAAUGGAUCACUGUGACUGUGAAGCAUGACCGAGUCCUUCUCACCAAAGACCACGUUUGAAGAACUGCUCUUUUCUGAUGACAAUGGACUUACAACACUGGGUGUUUGUAGCAUUUUAUUAUUGUCAUUUUGUAGAAAACAAACAUUUAAGUUAUAUUCGAUUUGCUGGACCUGAUAAAUAAUUGGAGGAACUCAGGAAGGAAGGUAGAUCCUCCUCUGCAGUCUGGUACUUUACGACUGACUCUUUAUGAAAGAGACAAAACUGAUUAGGAUACGAGGAAAUACUGAUUAGUUUACUGUAAUCAUUUAAAAACGUGCCACUUAUAUAAAUGUUUCCCCCCUCGUUGAGCAAAGGCAGCAGAUGAAAUUGCUUUGAUUGCCUAACUAUUAUUACUUGAGUAAUCACAGUCAUCAUUUAUCGUCCUUUAAAAGGAAGAUUUGCAUUCCAAUGCAGAGAUGCUAGGCUGUACGGAGCUGCACGAGCUGCAGAAAGCAUACAAGAUCUGGAGUGGUGAAAGAUUCAUCACACAGCUUUUUGUGCGGUUGAUCGCUGUACGUGCCUCAGAUACUCCCCAUCUAUAAUGGAUUCUUUGAGCUCCUGGUUCACGUAACUGUGCAAUGCAACAACAGCCUACUUAAAAAGAUAUACUACUACUAUAACUUCAAACCUUCAUCCAAGAACAAACCAGCCAGAAAACAUCAAUUGUAUAGAAAGACUUGUAUCUGGCUAAAUGGAAGGAGGCAGCCUCGUUUGGCCCUAAUUUAAUAAUUUAUUCAAUAUCACUGGACACAAGAAUACAAAGCAUUACAUACUAAUAAAUUGCCACUUAUUGGGAGCAACUUUGUAAGACCCACAGUUAACGAACUGGAGCUGCAAAGCGAUUGGUCAAUUUAUGUUGUAACUGUUCAGUGGGUGGAAUUUAGUGGUACAAGCAUGCUGGAGAAUCCACAACGGCUUUUAAGUAACCAGAGCAUAGUUUGGUUUGUCCACUCUGGGCUACCAUAGGAAUAAUAAUACCUACUAAUGAAACAUUUAGGAAAUAUUGUGUUCCAUUUCUGCCAUUACACACAUUUAACCUUAAUACCUAAAUAGUGUACAGACACAUCACAUCAUCUCAGUGUGUCGUAUGUAUCUCCACAGCAGGUGAUGAUGACGGUGCACGUAUUCUGCCAAAUAUCUUCACAACAUCACCCUUCAUUACAAUGCUUUACCCUGCAGGCAAAGGGGCUAUUGAUCUGAUCCAUGGAGAUGAUCGUAACUGGUCCCUUUUACAAAUCAUAGGAAAAGAUGGUUAUCUGUGGUAUCCAGUGUUGUGACUUAAUGAACAAAUACUUAGGGAUCAGUUUGAAGAAGGGGCCAGAGGCCUGUCAGCCAGAUCAAUACGAUGAAUUUUUAACAGAGCUUGACAGUUGCUGCAGUUUAACCUCAAGGACACUGUUGCCUGUGUAAUGUCAUGGCUGUGACAAAUUACAUAUACAGUACGUUACCUUUCAACAUAUGGAAUCAAACCUUAAAGGCAUAUUU